Molecule: messenger RNA, 1122 nt
Organism: Racocetra fulgida
Lineage: Eukaryota; Fungi; Glomeromycota; Glomeromycetes; Diversisporales; Gigasporaceae
Source: the annotation of a GenBank genome assembly
AUGAAUAGCAAGUUUAAGGAAUAUCUUGAAAAAGAGUUUAAAAAUAUCAAAACUAUUGAACAGCUGCCAAAUUGGAUUAAAAAACAAAAUGUGAAUUAUGGUCUUAUAUUCGCAGAGAAAAACAUAUAUUCAUCAAAUUUUCCUACGUUUAUUACUGAUACAGAACUUCAUAUCAACAUUUUAGACGAAUCAUCAAAAAAAUUUAAAGCAAAGUUAAACAUACUGACAAAGAAGAUAGAUUCCAUUUUGUUAGAGAAUCAUAUUAAUGAUCCAAAUUUUGCUGGAUUUAAAUAUAAUACAGACAUUAUUAAUAAGAAUUCUAUAAUAAAAAAUUCGCCAGUUUAUGAUAUUUAUCUAGAAAUCAAAUGCUCGUUAGUUGAAUUGAUCUUUGAGAAAAAGUCAAUUUGUCCCUCUAAAGAUUUAGAAGAUGAAGUAAAAAAGGCAUUAGAGAAUAAAAAUCCAUACAAAGAAUUGAUAAAAGUAUUUGACGUUUAUGGACAUUUCUUACCUCAAAAAAUAGUUAUGGGUCAUAAAUUAUAUAGGAAGUCACACUUGUUAGUUAAUCAUGAAAAUAAUAAUUCGAUCAUAAGCAUUCAGCAAGUAGAAUGGGAAACAUUACAUGACUUUAAGAUAAGUAAAUUUGAAGAGCUGAUAAAACACUGGGAAAGUUAUUUGGAAAAAUAUGAUUUUGAUACAAAAUAUUUUAUAUCUCUGGAUGGUGAAACAGUAAUGAGAGAUAAGCUUGAAAAAUGGGUUGAAUUUUGCUUAGAGGGAAACAUUUAUCCUUUACAAAUUAUUAAUUGGUGUGAUUUAUAUCCAUUAUAUGAAAUAUUUGACAACCCUCUUCGUGAAGACAUUGAAUCUAUUCUUGGAGUUGAUUACUCUAAAAUUAAAGAGAAAGUACUCAUGACUGGCGCUAUACCAACUGAAAAAGACAUCAAUUAUUAUCGUGUAAACUUUUUUCCCGAUAGUGAUAAUCAUUUAGAAUCUAAUAAUUAUCAAAUUUUUGGAAAACUUAUAAAAAAAGAUGGAAUGCCAAUUGAUAAAGUAGCUGUAACAUUUAAAUCUUUAAAUGUAUAUGGAUUCUCGGCAAUAAUUGAAAGUUUUGGCAUAGUUAAGUAA